This is a messenger RNA of Drosophila grimshawi, 3019 nucleotides long. RefSeq names its product protein phosphatase PHLPP-like protein (gene Phlpp). Gene Ontology annotation, molecular function: protein binding. Bases 104 to 3019 code for a protein of 971 amino acids. The record is from RefSeq and is a predicted model, not a curated record. NCBI's taxonomy places the organism in Eukaryota, Metazoa, Arthropoda, Insecta, Diptera, Drosophilidae. The transcript has 5 exons.
CUCAGCGUGCUCGUUCAUGCAUGCAGUGUGGUAAGUUGUUACCUUCCGGACCUCUCCUCCUCCCACGUCGAGUGUUAAGGGAAAACGAAAACGUAGACAAACAAUGCUUAAGGCCGUAAAGAAAACGACUGAGGUAAACAAAUCGAAAUUAAAAGUUACGGCCAGUACUGCCAACGAGAAUACCAACAACAACAGCAACAACAGCAACAGCAGCAGCAACAAGAACAGUAACAACGAUAGCCAAGGCGCCUCUGAGUUGGCCAUCAAGAACGGCUCCAUCGUUGGCCAAAAGCCAGAAGGGAGCUCAAAUGACAGUCCCCCAUUGAAGAAACUCAGCUUGAAGGGCAACCAAUUAUGCGGCAGCAUUUUGAUUGGCAAUUAUAAUUACUUGACCCAAUUGGAGGUGUGCGAAAAUGAAAUGGAGGUAUUGGAUCUGAGUACAUUGGCCCAACUGGAAACAUUGAAAUGCAGUCGCAACAAGUUAAUUGAGCUCAUCAUAAAUGGCACCAAUCUGCAGACCCUUGUAGCGGAUCACAACUGUCUGCAGAGCAUUUCGAUAUCGAAAACUGUGCCUUUGAAGUUGCUGCACAUAGACAUCUCGGACAAUUACUUCAGCACGUUGCCGCAAUGGAUUGGUGGCUGUGUGGCAUUAAGCACACUCGCUGCCCCGCAUAAUCAUCUGAGUCACAUCAAGGAGCUGUUGAGGAAUUAUCGCAUCAGCUGCCUGCGCUCCCUCAAUCUAUCGUACAAUGCGCUGCAGCAGCUCGACUAUUUGCCGGAGGCCUUCUGCAGCGUGACGCAGUUGCAGCUGCAGAGCAACGAGCUGCAACGGUUGCCCGAGAACUUUUUCACUGUGACUAACUCGCAGUUGAGCGCGUUGAAUGCCUCAUGCAAUCGGUUGUCGCAGCUGCCGCGCUACGAGCAGAACAACAAUGCGGCACUCGAGGAGCUCUGCUUGACGGGCAAUCAGCUGAACGAUAACAUAUUCGAGCCACUGUUGCAUGCGGGCAGGCUGAAAGUGUUGCGCCUCGCCCACAAUCGCAUCGGUGUGCUGCCCGCUGAGUGUGUGCGCAACUGGCCCGAACUGGAGGUGCUGGUGCUAUCGGGUAACAUGCUGCAGCAGCUGCCGGAUCAGGUGGCCAGCUUGAGUCAACUGAAGGUGCUGCGCUGCUGCAAUAAUCUGCUGUUGAGCACACCGCAGCUGGCCAAGCUGAACAAGUUGAAGAUACUGGAUUUGGCACACAAUCAUCUGGAUCGCAUUAAUCUCUUGUCGCUGGUACCAUCGCGCAAUCUCAAGUACUUGGACCUGUCCGGCAAUCAGCAGCUGCAGGUGGAUGAGCAGCAACUGAAGGUCUGCCAGACGCAGAGUCAGCGCGUCUGGAGCCUAGUCGAUGUCUCCGGCAACAAUCGCGCCGCGUUGCCAACCAGCACAAGGCGUCCACCCGUGGAGUUUAACAAAUCACCGUACAAGACCAAAGCGAUACCUUGGUCCUUGGGCUUUGCCGAGUCGCCAGGCAAUUUGCGCAAGCUGCUGGUGAGCCAGUUGCGUGCGGGGCACUAUAACAAUACGGAUGAAGCGCUAUUUGGUAUGUUCGAGUCGGAGAGCGAUGUGCGUCUGGCACAGCGGAUGACCCAGCUGGUGCCCAGUCUCUUGAAGCAAGAGCAAACGCUGAAGGAGUCGCCCCUCAACGACUAUCUGAAGUACACCCUGCUGUCGGCGCAGCGACAGUGCGGCGGUUGCCUCAGCAGCGCCACACUCUUCCACCUGCUCCGCCAGCCGGCAAAGGUGCGUGCCCUCAAAUCGAAGCGUUAUGUCCUCCGUCUGGUGCACAUCGGCUACUUCGAUGCGUAUCUGGUGCGACGCACAACCCACCUGCGACUGACAGAGUCCGAAUCCCACUGUGACAGCCAUAAGCGGGCUCAAACUCAAACCCUGCCCGAUCCACAACUGCUGGAGAUAACGCUGAGCAACGACGAUGAGUAUCUGGUGCUGGGCAAUGAUCAGCUGUGGUCCGUCAUGGACAUUGGACGUGCGGCUCGAGAGAUACGCAAGGAGGAGAAUGCGCUGCUGGCGGCCAAGCGGCUGCUGGAGAUUGCACAGAGCUUUGGUGCCACAGCGAAUCUGAGUGUGAUUGUGAUACGCUUCAGUCACCUGAGCACCGAUGUGGAUCAUCUGAUACGGGAGCUCAAGCAGAGUGUGAGAAAGAAACCAGCGCUCAUCUCCCCUCAACCGCCCCAUUUAUCAGUGAGCAAACGCACCUGUUGCGAUAGGAGCAAUGCCUGCCGGCAUCGCAACUUGGAACAGGAGCUGCUUGUGGGCCGCAGUUCGCCCAGUGGACAAAGCAAUCCGGAGUUACUGAAAAAAGAAUUCGUUGAGAGUGAAGUGAGUACUGUGGCCAAGGAUGAGUUCAUUUUGGCACAUGCUCGCGUGCUGCAGGAGGAGCAACAGCUGGAAAUGCUGGACGAGACGGAGUCGGUGCUGUCUGAGGAGCAAUUCAAAUGCUGGGAAUACAUGCUGGAGCAGAACACCCAGCUCCUCUUCGACAAGGAGCUGAACACCAUAUCCAAAUCGUUUUCCAAGCAGCGGCUGCCUGCAGCCAAUCUCACAGCUGCCGAUUGCAACGAUCUGAAGUCGAGUCUCAUUAGAAAUGUGACCAACAAGUUCAUCUCGAGCAGCACGCCUCAGUUGCCGCAGCCUUUGGGCGCCUACCAGCAGAUGAAGCAGCUACCCACCGAACACUUUGGCAGCAUGCGAUCCUUCCAACAGUCGCCCAGCUAUGGCUACAAUCUCUUUGAUGCGAAAGCCCGCGAUGCCUAUGCCAAAUUGGGUGGUGGACCCCAUGCGGCCUACUUUGGAUCGCUGCAGCGUCGCAUGCCCUGCAAUUUGGAAUAUGAUUUUACUGUUACCCAGGAGAGAGAUCACAAUAUUCUGGAUGAGGAGGAACUCGAUGAGGAUGGAUACAACGAGCAUGAGAGUCGUAUGCGCAAAUAUUGGGGCGUGGCAACCACAGAGCUAUAG